Anopheles arabiensis is the source of this 1717-nucleotide messenger RNA. Its product is annotated as polyadenylate-binding protein 1-like. The transcript has 4 exons. The coding region runs from base 494 to 1456 and encodes 320 amino acids. NCBI's taxonomy places the organism in Eukaryota, Metazoa, Arthropoda, Insecta, Diptera, Culicidae. The record is from RefSeq and is a predicted model, not a curated record. Gene Ontology annotation, molecular function: RNA binding.
UUUGUUCUCGUAUCAAGAUUAAGCACGUACGUGAGGUAGAGCCGAGUUGACACAUUUUCCAAGAUCCCAAUUUCUAAUCAGGAAUUGAAGGCAACAAGACAUCUAUCAGGAAUUGAAGCUAACAACUCCACUGUAGUGCAAGGAGACAAUUCUAUAACGGCUCCAAAUUCCAAUCUCCAAUAAUUCCAAAACGUUUUGACAGAUCUUGUGCUCGGAAGACCUCCGCUAGGGGGCGCUAGUGAGACCUGUAACUUGUGGCACUUGUAAAAGUGUAGCCGUGCCUACAAGUUGUCGCGCAUUGUUGGAGCUCUCCGAAACUAACUCACUUGCGUUGAUAAAGAAAAGCAGCGUGCGCUCGAGUGGUCUCUGAGCAAGUUGGCUCUUAUCUGAACUUCAAUCUGCACCGACAGUGCUUAGUUGAGCAGUUUGAACACACAGUGCUAGCGGAAACAAUUAUUACCAGCAUUCCAAAAAUCUAUCGAAUUUUGAUAAAAUGUUUAUGCAUCGUUUCCACCGUGUCGACCGUUCCGAUGGAAGGCGGAUUUAUCUCAGGCCAUCCUACACUUUGUCCUCCCAAACCGGCCCCAAAAGUAGCGGAACUUUGAAAGAAAAUCCCCCUACUGAUAGUGAUACGCAGGUGUAUGUGAAGGAUUUCCCAGAAAAGUUUACAGCCUCGGAGCUGCGUAACCUGUUCAUGAGGUUUGGCUGCAUCACCAGCCAUCGCAUCAUCAUGCGGGAUGGCAAGAGUCGCGGCUUUGGCUUUGUCAACUUCAAGCUCGAAGAAGAUGCGGUGAAAGCGGUGGCGGAUCUGCACGGCAAGCACCAGUUUCCGAACGGGAAACGUCUUCACGCGACGGUGGUGCAGAAAAAUGUGCUGUACGUUAAGCAUCUUCCGGAAGAUGUAACAUGGAAGCAGCUGCUCCAGCUGUUCGCGACGCAGGGCAGCGUCAAGUACGCGAACUUGGUAAUGGACGAGCGCGGCAUCGACCGGGGCUACCCGUCGGGCAUGGCCACCGUCUGCUUCCACAAGUCCGAACAUGCCGCUCUUGCGAUCGCGAACCUAAAUGGUGCCCGCGUGCUAGGGAAUCGUCUAACGGUGGAAUACGUGAAAACGAAGAGCGAACUGCGGAAGGAAAAGUUUGACAUCUACUUUAAAUCAGAUGAUUCGUCCACCAGUGCAACCACACUGAACGAUGUGUCUCCCCUUCCUCUCGUUCCGACGUCGGACGAUGCCGCACGCGAGAAACAAUCGUUUGCCAUCCGGUUGAGUACGGCUGUGCGAGGCGUUUUUCCAGAGAAACGUGAACAGAUCGUACAACUACUGCUCGAGUUUGAUAAUGCGCAGCUGUCCUUGAUGCUGGACCAGCCGAAUUUGCUUAAGCAGAAGGUAGAGGCCGCCGAACGCCUUAUUGCAAAGGUAGAGUCAGCGUCAAUUGCGCGACUACGGCUUCUGUAAGAGUUUGGGUUCUAAUGGGGACGUAUAUGAGGGGUAGAAUUAGUUUAUCAUUCGUUAUCCAAUGUGGCUCUAGAAUGCUUUCUCGCAAGCAUGGACCAAGCCCAUUCUGCCUGUUCACACUUCUAGUUCAUUGUAUUUAAUCAUUUAACAGAUAACAUAUUUCACAAAAUCCAAUAACUUGCUGCAGGCCUAUCUUAUUUAGCUUUAGUUGUACAUUCUUUGCUUUACCAUGUGAAAUAGCAAAUGUUUGGCUUUUAUUUA